GGGGGGGGAGCGGGAAACGGAGGGGUGGGGUGGAAUUCAAUGAAUGAUUUUCAACAAGACGACUCACUUUGAAGUUCAACGCGUGAGACGCAAGGGUGCUUUUGAACAAGAAAAAGAACAUUUGUGUGUGUGCGGUCAAGACUAUGUUGAUGAAGGAGUACCGCAUCUGCAUGCCUCUCACCGUGGAGGAGGUCGUCGAGGCGGGGAACGUGCAGCAGGCGGUGGCGUGAGCAGGUGGCUUGGUGGGCGGCGUGGCAGAGGAGGUGGUCAGCACGACGGGGAACACGGAGGGAGCACGCAGGAGAAACGCUAAUACUCUGGCAAGGAUUUAUGGGAUCUGGCAGGCUUUAAUGCAGGUGAUAUUGAAGGCUGAUUGGUGACAGGUGCGCGGCCGAGGAGGUGCUGUUUACUGCGAAGAGGGGGGGGAGGAGAGCGGGCGAGAGAGGCGCAAGGCACCACCCGAGUACCCAAAAGAGGUACCUCAGGGCAAGCUCAUGACAGUACCCCCCCCUCUCAACUGAUGCCUCGUGGCGUCCUGCCCGGCUUCCCCGGGUGAGCCGCGUACAAGUCAGAAAGAAGGGAGUCGUCCAGGAUAAGCUUCCGGGAAAUCCUGGCGCGCUCCUCCGGACCAUACUCCUCCCAGUCUACCAGAUACUGGUAACCCCUGCCCCUGGGCCUCACGUCGAGGCAUGCAAAUAAAAUAACGGAGGUUGGAAACCGUAACAGGCCAUGAAUGGAGACAUACCGGUGGCGGAGCUGGUGAGGGAGUUGUGGGCGUACUCAAUCCAAGAGAGGAAUGAGCUCCAGGAGCUGGGGUUGAGUGCAGCAACGCAGCGAAGAGCUGACUCCAGAGACUGACUCCAGGCUCCGUCUGUCCUGUUUGUCUGAGGGUGGUACCCGGAAGACAAGCUGGCUGCUGCGCCCACCGCUUUACAGAACUCCUUCCAAACAAAGGAGGAGAACUGAGGACCUCUCUCCGAGACGAUUUCGAUGGGGAUACCGUGGAGUUUGAAAACAUGAAGAACAAGGAGGUUAGCAUUUUCAAAUAGUGAAAAUGAUAGUGUUACCUUCAGAGAGGGUAGGCCGGUGACGAAAUCCAAAGCGAUGUGGGACCAAGGGCGGCUUGCGCUAAGUAAGGGGCGCCCCAAGGCUGGGGCCAGGUGUGAAGCCUUCCCUCGGGCACAGACGGAGCAGGCUUGGACGAAUUCCUGGGUGUCUUUGACCAGGCUGGGACACCAGAAAUGUUGUCGGGUGAAAUGGAUGGUGCGGUUAAUACCGGGAUGACAUGUGAGCUUGGAGUUAUGGGCUCACUGAAGGACGUCAGAGCGUGCAGAAGCAGGUGGCCGCUCCAACGAAGCACGAGGAAGGGAAGAUUGUUUCUUGUUCGGCAGGGCUGGAGGGGGGUGAGUAUAUGCGAGACAGCGCGUCAGGUUUGCCGUUGCGGGAUCCAGGUCAGAAAAAGAGGCUAAAAUUAAAUUGGCUCAAGAAAAGGGCCCAGCAAGCUUGUCGGGGCUUAAUGCGUUUGGCGGAACGGAGGUAAGUCCAGAUAACAAACAGUACUUCAGUCCCCUCCAACCAAUGCCCAGAUGAUGGCUAGCAGUUCUCGGUUGGCAACGUCGUAGUUCCAUUCCGCAGGGGAUAGACGACGGAAAAAGAAGGCACAGACGAGCCCCGCUGUGAGGGACUCACUACCGCCCCAGUGUCCACCUCCACCACGAACUGGAGGGAGGGAGCUGGAUGACCUAGGAUGGGACCACUGGUGAAAAGGGUUUUCAGCUGGUCGAAGGCUUGGGAUGCGGCUUGGGUUCAUUGGAACGGAGAGCAGGUGGAGUACCGGAUCGGCCAGCUGUACAUGAUCAGCAAGCAUAGCAAUGAACAGAGUGAACGUGGCGAGGGGGUGGAGGUGGUGCAGAAUGAGCCCUACGAGGACCCUGAGCACGGAUCGGGCCGGUUCACCGAGAAACGGAUCUACCUCAACAACAAGCUGCCAAGUUGGGCCAGAGCAGUGGUGCCCAAGAUCUUCUACGUGACAGAGAAAGCUUGGAACUAUUACCCGUGCACCAUCACCGAGUACACGUGUUCCUUCCUGCCCAAGUUCUCCAUCCACAUCGAGACCAAAUACGAGGACAACAAAGGGAGCAACGAUAACAUAUUUUGCAGCGAGCCCAGAGAUGAGCCGACCGAGGUGUGUUUUGUGGACAUCGCCUACGACGAGGUCCCCGAACGCCACUGCAAGGAUUCCGAGGAUUUGCGCUAUUUCAAGUCCAAGAAGACCGAGCGGGGCCUCCUGCAGGAAGGCUGGAUCGACACGCAGGAUCCCGUCAUGUGCUCCUACAAGCUGGUCAGCGUCAAAUUUGAAGUGUGGGGCCUGCAAACACGUGUGGAGCAAUUUGUACACAAGGUAAUACGAGAUGUUCUCCUGUUGGGACACAAGCAGGCCUUUGCCUGGGUGGAUGAGUGGAUCGACAUGAGCAUGGAGGAGGUCCGCGAGUACGAGCGAGCCACCCAGGAAGCCACCAACCUGAAGAUCGGCACCUUCCCGCCGGCCAUCGCCAUCACCGAGACGCCCCUGCCCUCUAGCGCUCGCAGCGGGCCCAACAGCGCCCCGUCCACCCCUCUGUCCACCGAGGCCCCCGAGUUCCUGACGGUGCCCAAGGACCGCCCCCGCAAAAAGUCGGCCCCGGAGACCCUAACCCUGCCCGACCUGCAGGGCCGGCGGGAUUCCAUUUUCAAACUUCCCAGCUUCUUCUCGUGGAACUCCAGCCCUCAGCCCGAAUGAGAAUGACGCCCCAACACAUCCCGUGAUACCCUCUCAGCCAGCGGAAGGAGAUUUUCAGCGUCACGGUGGUCUGACCUGCCAGCAUGCAGAAAAGCAGCCUGACGGGAUUUCCUGGAGGUUCGGAGACAUGAAAGCCAGAAGCACCAGUGAGCACUCUUGGCCCGAUUAAGUGUAGCAUACAUUCCUUAAAAAAAGGUUUUAUAAAAAAAAAAUAAUAAUAAUAAAAAAGCCCACAGAUACUAACUCAGGUUGUGGAUGCUCACAUAUUGCGAUGGAGUCACAUGAUGCGCAUAUGGUGUCCACUUGUUUUGCUUCAUGAGCUGGCGUCGUGCUGACUCGUCUGUGACAGUAUUACUUGACUACUACUGACUUUGUAAAAAAAAAAAAAAAAAAAAAACAA
Phycodurus eques (leafy seadragon) is the source of this 3179-nucleotide messenger RNA. RefSeq names its product phosphatidylinositol transfer protein cytoplasmic 1a (gene pitpnc1a). Gene Ontology annotation, cellular component: cytoplasm. The record is from RefSeq and is a predicted model, not a curated record. Gene Ontology annotation, biological process: phospholipid transport. The transcript is spliced from 11 exons. Bases 1748 to 2779 code for a protein of 343 amino acids. Gene Ontology annotation, molecular function: phosphatidylinositol transfer activity; phosphatidylinositol binding. NCBI's taxonomy places the organism in Eukaryota, Metazoa, Chordata, Actinopteri, Syngnathiformes, Syngnathidae.